AUGAUACCACGCACAAAGCCAGAAAUUCAUCGCCGGAAGAGAUUCACUGGUCGACGCCAUCGAAGAGUCCAUAAACGCUCCUCAGACCUCGCCUCCUCCCCAAACGCCACAGGCUCUCGCAACUCUUCACUGAUCUCCAGAUCUAAGCCCCCCAGAUCCAAGGCUCCGUCAAAACCUGGCAUCCUUCCUGACUCAGAAGAUCCGUUAGAAGAAAACAUAUUUGAGCGUGCCGCCAUGCCGGAAGGCUAUGUGUUUGUCCCCAAAGGCGACGUGUACAUAACCAGACACUGCCGAACUAAUACCAAGACGUCCAAUCGGUUAGUCUACCUCGUUUAUGACAAGGCUGCCAAGCGAACCUUGGGCAUCAGAGUCCCAGAAGAAAUCUAUACAAAUGUGUCCAAGCUCGCAACUUCAACGGCAGAAAAACGUGCCAGCGCUGUCAAAGUCCGCGAUGGAACUUUCAUCACGCGUGGCCGGAAAUUGCUCCGCAAUGUGUUUCCAUUGAUGCCCAAUGAGACGCUCGAAAUAAUCCUGAACCACGCAUUCCUCAAGGGGUCUGGGCGGGUAGGACGUACUUCGACUACGACAGAUAAACGUAAGGCUACGCUCGCCGUUGAAGCUCAUAUCCGGCAUAACCACACGCCUUAUGAAAGGCUACUUGCAUCUGGAUUGGAACGAUGCGAGGCGCGAGAGAGGGUAUGGCCUGAGGUUAAAGCAAUCAAGAAGGCUUGGGAAGGAAGCGAGGAAGCGAAGAAGAUCGAGAUGGUUUUGCGUCCGGCCCAUACUGAUGACGAUGAUGCUUGUGUUGUUGUGUCUGAUGAUGACGACGAUGCAUGUGUUGUUGUGUCUGAUGACGAUAUUGAUAAUGUUGUUGUGUUGGAUUAA
Molecule: messenger RNA, 885 nt
Organism: Penicillium pulvis
Lineage: Eukaryota; Fungi; Ascomycota; Eurotiomycetes; Eurotiales; Aspergillaceae
Product: DUF2293 domain-containing protein
Exons: 3
Coding region: 1-885 (294 amino acids)
Source: RefSeq, a predicted model, not a curated record